Messenger RNA from Lampris incognitus (smalleye Pacific opah), 2938 nucleotides. RefSeq names its product RNA 2',3'-cyclic phosphate and 5'-OH ligase (gene rtcb). Gene Ontology annotation, biological process: tRNA splicing, via endonucleolytic cleavage and ligation. The coding region runs from base 589 to 2106 and encodes 505 amino acids. The transcript is spliced from 12 exons. NCBI's taxonomy places the organism in Eukaryota, Metazoa, Chordata, Actinopteri, Lampriformes, Lampridae. The record is from RefSeq and is a predicted model, not a curated record. Gene Ontology annotation, cellular component: nucleus; tRNA-splicing ligase complex. Gene Ontology annotation, molecular function: RNA ligase (ATP) activity.
UUUUUGUGUGAAAUCUCUUUAUUUUAUAUGGUAAAUUUUUUACAUCCACAAAUGCAGAUGGUCAAGUAAAAGACCACAUAUUGUUCAGUUUAGCAUGGAACUUAACUGUUAUUUUAAAAACGAAAAAAGCCAUUAAGACUUUGAAACUAUACGAUGCCUUGAAUUGGUUGUUUUGUUAUUGUCCCCUGCUGUAUUGUUUGUAAUUUUUUAAUGUUUAUAUCCUCAUUUUAAUGUUUUGAGUUGGAUAUAUAUAAAGUUUUGUUAAAAAAAAUUGCAAGUGCGUAGGGAGACUUUUGGGCAUCGAAUAGGAUUUAAUAAAGAGCAGUGGUGAUAAACGUAACAGUUGCUUACCAGUUUUGAAGUUAUACACAGUAACAUAUUGUUCAAUAUACGAAGCGUUUUAAGUUGUUUCUUGUAUCGUUCAUAUUUUAAACGCGUUUUUGCUCCGUCAGUAAAGCCGUCCGGCCCUCCGUAGCGAGCAGCACGCUGGCAUCUGGGCUGUAAAAGCAGCAGCAGCAGCAGAAGAAGAAGACCUCAGCGCCAGCCAGGCUUUCUGUCUGCGCGAUAUCGACUCUUCUGAGCUGCACAAUGAGUCGAACUUAUAACGAUGAGUUGCAGUACUUGGACAAAAUUGACAAAAACUGCUGGAGGAUCAAAAAGGGGUUUGUUCCGAAUAUGCAGGUUGAAGGGAUCUUCUAUGUCAAUGAUCCGCUUGAGAAACUGAUGUUUGAGGAGCUGCGCAAUGCCUGUCGAGGAGGAGGUUUUGGUGGAUUCCUUCCGGCUAUGAAACAAAUUGGAAAUGUUGCAGCACUACCUGGAAUAGUACAUAGGUCAAUUGGUCUCCCUGAUGUCCACUCCGGAUAUGGGUUCGCCAUUGGAAACAUGGCUGCAUUUGAUAUGAGUGACCCCAGUGCUGUAGUAUCUCCAGGUGGUGUAGGCUUUGACAUUAACUGUGGUGUGCGACUGCUGAGGACAAAUCUGGAUGAAGGCGAUGUCCAGCCUGUAAAAGAGCAGCUAGCCCAGGCAAUGUUUGAUCAUAUCCCAGUGGGCGUGGGCUCCAAAGGAGUCAUUCCCAUGAGUGCCAAGGACUUGGAGGAGGCACUGGAGAUGGGAGUGGACUGGUCCCUGAGGGAGGGCUAUGCCUGGGCUGAAGAUAAGGAGCACUGCGAGGAGUACGGUAGGAUGCUGCAAGCGGACCCCAAUAAGGUUUCCUCCAAGGCCAAGAAGAGAGGGCUGCCCCAGCUGGGCACGUUAGGGGCAGGUAACCACUAUGCUGAGAUCCAGGUGGUGGAUGAGAUCUAUAAUGACUACGCUGCGAAGAAGAUGGGCAUCGACCACAAGGGCCAGGUGUGUGUAAUGAUCCACAGUGGCAGCAGAGGACUGGGCCACCAAGUGGCCACAGAUGCACUUGUUGCCAUGGAGAAGGCGAUGAAAAGGGACAAGAUCGUGGUGAAUGAUCGUCAGCUGGCGUGUGCUCGCAUCACAUCUGAGGAGGGCCAGGACUAUCUGAAGGGCAUGGCUGCAGCAGGCAACUACGCCUGGGUCAACCGCUCCUCCAUGACCUUCCUCACCAGACAGGCCUUCUCCAAAGUGUUCACCACCACACCAGAUGAUCUGGACAUGCACGUGAUCUAUGAUGUGUCCCACAACAUAGCCAAGGUGGAAGAGCAUGUGGUGAACGGCAAGCAGAAGACUCUACUGGUGCACCGCAAGGGCUCCACCAGAGCGUUCCCUCCACAUCACCCGCUGAUCGCUGUAGACUACCAGCUUACAGGCCAGCCCGUGUUGAUUGGAGGCACGAUGGGCACCUGCAGCUAUGUGUUGACAGGGACAGAUCAAGGCAUGACGGAGACCUUUGGAACUACCUGCCACGGCGCGGGUCGUGCUCUGUCUCGAGCAAAAUCCCGUAGGAACUUGGACUUCCAGGACGUGCUGGACAAGCUAGCGGACAUGGGCAUUGCCAUAAGAGUUGCGUCGCCCAAAUUGGUGAUGGAAGAGGCUCCUGAAUCAUAUAAAAACGUGACGGACGUCGUCAACACCUGUCACGACGCUGGAAUUAGCAAGAAGGCCAUCAAACUUCGACCCAUUGCUGUAAUCAAGGGCUGACGUCACACGUGAUGCCGAGUCGGGACGUUCAGCAGCGUGUCAUCUGCAAGUUGACGUAUUUUCAAGAACACUAUUUUUGCUUUUGACAGCCCUCAUGACUAAAGUACAAGUAUCUGGGAAAGCUUUUUUUUUUUCGGGGUGUUUGCUAAUCAGUUUUUCAAAUUCAGUAAUCUAAUUUCAGAGUUAAAAAUACAUGAGCUAAGAUUAUUUCUGUCAAACAAUGGAAUAUGGAACAAGUGUCCUCGCAAUAAAGAAACGGGACGACUGACACCGACGUGAACCCGGUACCUGAAUGCAUCUCCUAAAGCCAACUUGAAAUUGUGACGCUGACAAAGUGCACUUCUCCUGACUUAAAGAAUCACACCCGCAUCACUUCUGCAUAAACUGUUAACGUAUUUUCAACAGAAAAAAGACACCAUUGUGAGGAACACGUUCCUGAUUAGUAAACACUUUAUUGGUACCAACACGUUCCAGAAGAAAUGUCAUUGCAAUAUCAAAAAAUAAAUCAAGAUCUCAAACACUUCACUCUCAGAGAACAAAUGAAUUCAUUUGGUGUCAGAUUUGCACAAUCUUCCCCCGUAGUCCAUGAAGAAGAAAUAAGUCUUCUGAAACGAGAUGUACGUUUAAUAUUCAUUUGAUAUUAGCAAUAUCUAAUGAAACACACUUGGGUUUAUGUGUACCAAGGAAAGGAAAAUGCACAGGUUUGAGUGUUUUAUCAAAUACUGGGGCAGACAAAAUAAGACUCAGGAAUUUUAUUUGCCUGGGUUUUACUUUGCAGUCAUUCUGCACCAGGAGGAACAAAGAAAAUGGCAAACUAAACCUCCAGGCCCUU